CUUUCUACUACUAGUGUGUUAAGCCGCGAGAAAAACCCUAAUUCAAACCGUUGCAAUGGUUCUCACUCGCAGCAGCAAGAAGGCGCCGAAACCUCAAACCCCGCCGGUGAAGAACCUCUCGAAAGCUCAGACGCCUCCGUUAUCGAAGGCAGAGAAACCACAGACUCUGACAUCGAAGAAGGGAGCCAAGUCUCAGAAGAAACCUCCGUUGAAGAAGCAGAAGAAGGAUGUUGUUGUGGAGGAGGAAGAGGUUUCCGAUGUAGAAUCAGAAGAGAUAGAUGAAUCCGACGAUGGAGAGAAAGGCUCUAACGGAUUCUUCUCUGACGACGACGGUGAAGAGCUCUUAGGUGAUGACUUUUUGGAAGGUAGCGGCGACGAAGAGGAGGUUUUGAGCUCUGAUUCUGAUUCCGACUCGGAUGAAGACGAUAUUCAGAAGGAAUCUGAAGCUAUUGACAGAGCGAAAGCGAAGGAGGAGGAAGAUGCUGAUGCUGAGCUUCUCGAUUUCAACAAGGAAGCUGGACCUGAGGAGCAUGAGACAUUUCGCCUACCAACUCAAGAGGAGCUUGAAGAAGAAGCUCGUGGGCCACCUGAUCUUCCUCUACUGCAGAGUAGAAUCAAAGAGAUUGUUAGAGCUCUGUCGAAUUUUAACGUCUUGAGGCCAAAGGGAGCCAGCAGGAAAGAAUGCGUUGAACAGCUCAAAACUGAUCUUGCUUCUUAUUAUGGCUAUAACAGUUUCCUUAUUGGCGCUUUGUUUGAGCUGUUUCCUCCUGUUGAACUUAUGGAAAUCAUUGAAGCCUUUGAAAAGCAAAGGCCUACAUCUAUUAGGACAAACACACUUAAGACUCGAAGACGGGAUCUUGCUGAUGUGCUUUUGAACAGAGGAGUCAAUCUAGACCCAUUAAGCAAGUGGUCAAAAGUGGGACUUGUUGUUUAUGAUUCACAAGUGCCAAUCGGUGCCACUCCUGAAUAUUUGGCUGGUUACUACAUGCUUCAAGGUGCUAGUUCGUUUUUGCCAGUGAUGGCCCUUGCCCCUAAAGAGAACGAGCGGAUUGUGGAUGUAGCUGCUGCUCCUGGUGGUAAAACAACUUACGUUGCUGCUCUAAUGAAAAAUACUGGUUUGAUAUUUGCGAACGAGAUGAAAGUACCUAGGCUCAAGUCGCUAACUGCCAAUCUGCAUCGCAUGGGGGUCACAAAUACCAUAGUUUGUAACUAUGAUGGAAGAGAGCUACCCAAGGUGUUAGGUGAGAGAUCGGUUGACAGAGUAUUGUUGGAUGCACCUUGCAGUGGGACUGGGGUCAUUUCGAAAGAUGAAUCAGUUAAAACUUCGAAAUCUCUAGAGGAUAUAAAGAGAUUUGCUCACUUGCAAAAGCAACUUUUACUAGCUGCUAUUGAUUUGGUGGAUGCCACAUCCAAAACUGGUGGAUAUAUUGUUUACUCAACAUGUUCACUUAUGGUUGCUGAGAACGAAGCCGUAAUUGACUAUGCCCUGAAAAAGAGGAAUGUUCAACUUGUUAAAACUGGACUCGAUUUUGGCCAAGACGGAUAUAGAAGAUUUAGAGAGCACCGGUUUCAUCCAUCUUUAAAGCAGACUAAACGUUUUUAUCCUCAUGUACACAACAUGGACGGAUUCUUUGUGGCAAAGCUGAAGAAAAUGAGCAACAUGAAACAAGCGUCAGAGGAUGAUGACGAGGCGGUAGAAACUGUAGAACAAGCUGAUGUGUCUAGUGAUGAUGAUGAAGAAGCUGAGGCGAUGGAAGAGAUGGAGAAGCUUUCUGUUCCCAGUAAGCAACCCAAGGAAAACAAGGAGAGACUUGCAAAAUCGAAGGAGAAGAAGAAAGGCAAAAAAGAUGGGAAGUCAAAAUCUAUAAAUGUUGAGAGGAAGCCAAAGAAGAAGAGAUCUGAUUGGAAGAAGGAAAUUGCUCAAGCUAGGGAAGAGAAACGAAGAGCCAUGAGGGAGAACUCGAAGGGGAAGCAAUGAUUCAGCGGUAAUGCAUCAAACACUAUCAUCUAUGCUCAUGGGGAGGUCCAAGGAGGUGCCGAUGCUUGGUUUCUUUUUUAUUCAUUCGCGAACUAUUUUGUGUAACAUUAAAUUAUGAAAACCAAAGAGUGACAGUCUUAUCUGCCCAAAAGUUUUGUUUCAAAAAUGUCUUUUAGAGUGAAGUUGAGUUGAGCCAAA
This is a messenger RNA of Brassica rapa (field mustard), 2176 nucleotides long. Its product is annotated as probable 28S rRNA (cytosine(4447)-C(5))-methyltransferase. Gene Ontology annotation, biological process: maturation of LSU-rRNA; rRNA base methylation. The record is from RefSeq and is a predicted model, not a curated record. Gene Ontology annotation, cellular component: nucleolus. Gene Ontology annotation, molecular function: rRNA (cytosine-C5-)-methyltransferase activity; RNA binding. Lineage: Eukaryota; Viridiplantae; Streptophyta; Magnoliopsida; Brassicales; Brassicaceae.